This is a messenger RNA of Arachis duranensis, 1299 nucleotides long. Its product is annotated as transcription factor bHLH51. The coding region runs from base 276 to 1046 and encodes 256 amino acids. The record is from RefSeq and is a predicted model, not a curated record. The transcript has 2 exons. Gene Ontology annotation, biological process: regulation of DNA-templated transcription. Gene Ontology annotation, molecular function: protein dimerization activity; DNA-binding transcription factor activity. Lineage: Eukaryota; Viridiplantae; Streptophyta; Magnoliopsida; Fabales; Fabaceae.
CCUUCAACUUCUGAUUCUAUAAGAAGUCCAAAUCCACAAGAUUUAUUAUUAGAGGGAGAAUUUAUCUAGCUGAAGUGACAGGCAGAUACAUCCAAACAUGAUUUUCAUUUGACCCCAUUAAAGUUUUAAUUGCAUAAUGACACCAAUCACCAUCAAAGAUAACAAGAAGUCCCACACAUUUAAGUAAACAGUGGUUGUGAAUGAGAGAUAAUAAAAGGGAUCAGAACUCAAAGAAGAAGCUUUAGAAAUGAUUUCACAUUAUUGUUGAAUUGAAUAUGGAAAACUACUACUAUUCUGGAUGGCCUCAAUCUCAAUGCAACAACUCUGCACCAAACAGUAACAAUAAUUCUUCCUUUUCAGUACCAACACAGAUAGUGCCUCAUGCCUAUGACUCAGCCUUUGCCUCUCUUCAAUUCCAAUAUCCAUGGCCUUUAGCCUUUGAAGGGUUUCCAGAAGAUAGAGCUGCAAGUGCUUCUAAGAGCCAUAGCCAAGCAGAGAAAAGAAGAAGGGACAGGAUCAAUGCACAGCUUGCAACUCUUAGAAAACUCAUUCCUAAGUCUGAUAAGAUGGACAAGGCUGCAUUACUAGGGAGUGUAGUAGAUCAUGUGAAGGAUCUAAAGCGAAAAGCAAUGGAUGUGAGCAAAAGCAUCACAGUUCCAAGUGAAACUGAUGAAGUAACAAUAAUAGAGUGUGACCCUGAUCAAGAUGAAAGCUAUGCUAAAGUGAAGAUACUGAAGCACAACAUUGUAAUUUCAGUUUGCUGUGAUGAUAGACCAGAACUUUUCAAUGAACUCAUUCAAGUCUUAAAAGGGUUGAGGCUCACAGCAGUUAAAGCUGACAUAGCAAGUGUUGGUGGCAGAAUCAAGAGCAUAUUGGUGCUAUGCUCUAAGGAAAAUGAAGAAGGUGGUGAUGGUGUUUGCCUUAACACUCUCAAACAAUCACUGAAAUCUGCUGUUAACAAAAUUGCUUCAUCAUCCAUGACAUCAAAUUGUCCCACAAGAAGUAAGAGGCAAAGGUUCUUCUUGCCUUCACAUUUCAUACAGUGAUUUCUACAAUUUUUUAUUCUAUUUUACCUCCUAUUAGAGAGGGUCAAUUUCAGUAGGUGAAAUCAUUUAUUUUUCAUUUUUGAAUUCGUAUACCUAUUAGUAUUAUUAGGUAGGUAUAAAAAGCAAGUUUAUUUUGCAAGGAAAAUGAUGGUCUUGUGCCUCCAAUUAUUGUGGCAACGUUAAGUAAAAAAGUUCAAUGUAUCACAGUUGUCAUUCUAAAAUGGGAAAAUGAAUUUUGAUACAUUGUUUGGAA